CGUGCGUGCCGUGCGUGCCAUGCGUGAGCGUGCGCGGGCGCGUCGGCCGGCGAGGGAGCAGCAAACGGCCGGCGGCAGGCGCCGCGCGGGGGGCGGGCGGCGCGGAGGCGGCGGUGGUCAUGGCCGAGGCGUCGCCGCAGCCCGGACGGUACUUCUGCCACUGCUGCUCGGUGGAGAUCGUGCCGCGCCUGCCGGAUUACAUCUGCCCAAGGUGCGAGUCUGGCUUCAUCGAGGAGCUUCCAGAAGAGACCAGGAACACAGAGAAUGGCUCAGCCCCCUCCACAGCCCCCACCGACCAGAACCGGCAGCCAUUUGAGAAUGUGGACCAGCACCUGUUCACGCUGCCGCAGGGAUACAGCCAGUUUGCUUUUGGCAUCUUUGACGAUAGCUUUGAGAUUCCCACGUUCCCUCCUGGGGCCCAGGCCGAUGAUGGCAGGGACCCUGAGAGCCGACGGGAGAGAGAACACCAGUCUCGGCAUCGGUAUGGGGCCCGGCAGCCCCGUGCCCGCCUCACUGCCCGGCGGGCCACUGGCCGGCAUGAAGGUGUCCCUACGCUGGAAGGGAUCAUCCAGCAGCUCGUGAAUGGCAUCAUCUCUCCGGCCGCUGUGCCCAGCCUGGGCCUUGGUCCCUGGGGCGUCCUGCACUCGAACCCAAUGGACUACGCCUGGGGGGCCAACGGCCUGGACACCAUCAUCACGCAGCUACUCAAUCAGUUUGAGAACACUGGCCCCCCACCUGCAGACAAGGAGAAGAUUCAGGCUCUCCCCACAGUCCCAGUCACAGAGGAGCACGUGGGCUCAGGGCUCGAGUGCCCAGUGUGUAAAGAAGACUACGCGCUGGGUGAGAGUGUGCGGCAGUUGCCCUGCAACCACCUGUUCCAUGACAGCUGCAUCGUGCCCUGGCUGGAGCAGCAUGACAGCUGCCCGGUCUGCCGUAAGAGCCUCACUGGACAGAACACAGCCACCAAUCCCCCGGGCUUGACCGGUGUAGGUUUCUCCUCGUCCUCGUCCUCAUCCUCCUCCAGCUCGCCCAGCAACGAGAACGCCACAAGCAACUCCUGAGUCCCACCUGGCCAUCCCCCCCGGGGUUUGGUCAUCCCACCCACCCCAGGUGCCCCAGCACCGCCCGCCAUGGCUGUGGACUAGAGGUGCUGCCCGUGGCGGCCGGCAGCACCUGGCGGGCCCCAGGCUGCGGGCAGGCUCGGACGUGGCCAUGGCCGCUCCUUUUUGGAGGUGUGCGCGUGGGUCCCUGUCCCCAGUGGGCGCCUUCAGUCUUAACCUCACCCUCCAAAUGCUCAGCGGCAGAAGGGUUUUAUGAUUUUAAAUUAUUACUGCUUUGAAAUAAAUGGACGUUUGAGCCACGUGCGGCCAUGCAUGGUCUGUGGAGAGUCAGCAGAAGUGUCGCCAGGCCCAGCCCGCCACACGCCCUGGGAGGCCGGGCCCAGCACCCAACCAGCGCCGGCCUCGGGACCACAAGGGUGACCAGCAGACCCAGGAACAAACUGCUCCAGCAGACAAUUUUUUUUUUUUUUUUUUAAAGGGAAAUGUGUGUUAUCUGGAAAGCUAUUUAAAAUACACCUACUCAAAAAAGCAGA
Mus pahari (shrew mouse) is the source of this 1594-nucleotide messenger RNA. It is a transcript of the gene Rnf126, whose product is annotated as ring finger protein 126. Lineage: Eukaryota; Metazoa; Chordata; Mammalia; Rodentia; Muridae. Gene Ontology annotation, cellular component: cytoplasm. Gene Ontology annotation, biological process: protein ubiquitination. Bases 120 to 1061 code for a protein of 313 amino acids. The record is from RefSeq and is a predicted model, not a curated record. Gene Ontology annotation, molecular function: ubiquitin protein ligase activity. The transcript is spliced from 9 exons.